UUGCCCUCAAAAUGAUGAUCAUUACGGCGAUUUUAAAACAUAUGAUCUAAAAAAACGAUUUUAUAAACCUGUUCCUUGUAAAACUGUUACUUGUACUCUUACAAAAACCGAAUGUGUUACUCCUACAUGUGAUAUAACAACUAUCACCGAAACAAUAACUGUCACUACAACUACUGCUAUUUGCUCACCCACACCUACUCCUAAUCUUAAUUGUCCUCAAAAUGAUAUAAAAAAACGGUCUCAUAAAAAACAUAAACCUGUUCCUUGUCCAACUGUUAGUUGUACUCUUACACAAACUAUAUGUGUUACUCCAACGCCUACAUGUGUACCCUUGGGCGCACUAUGUAAUAAUAGUCAACCGGAUUUAUGCUGUGCUGGGGUGUGUUCUGCGUUCCCUCCUAAUCACCCUGUUCCUGGAACUCAAUGCUGUUAUCCUCAAGGUCAACCGAGUUCUAUUUUUACACCAGGAGUAUGCUGUUCAGGUGGCUGUGGUGGAAUCUCGCCUACAUGUUUACCUUAUCCAGGAACGGUUGAUGCAUAUCAC
Molecule: messenger RNA, 544 nt
Organism: Dentiscutata erythropus
Lineage: Eukaryota; Fungi; Glomeromycota; Glomeromycetes; Diversisporales; Gigasporaceae
Source: the annotation of a GenBank genome assembly